This is a messenger RNA of Annulohypoxylon truncatum, 372 nucleotides long. RefSeq lists its product as uncharacterized. The transcript has a single exon. Bases 1 to 372 code for a protein of 123 amino acids. The record is from RefSeq and is a predicted model, not a curated record. Lineage: Eukaryota; Fungi; Ascomycota; Sordariomycetes; Xylariales; Hypoxylaceae.
AUGUCGACCACAGUCAUCAUGCCGCCCGUCAGCCGCGUCAUCUACACGGUGCCCCCUCCGGCCCCUCCGCCGCUCUUCAUCGACGCCCGCGACGCGCCGGGGCCGCCGAACCGCCCGCUCCCGAGGCCGCCGACGCGGCCCAGGCCCAGGCCCCAACCGCCCGUGCCCCGGCCGGAGACGGGUGCGUCGGUCGUCCUGCAGCCCGCGACUCUGUGGAAGCCGGCUACGUUUCUGCGCCCGGUUGCGUCGGCGUCGGCGUCGGCGGGGAACGUGGUGAGUGUGCUGGAUGGGCAGCUGCUCGUGCCGGUGGUCAAUGUACCGCUGAAUUCGGCGUCGGCGCCGGAUGCGCUGCUUUUGAGGAGGGUUACGUAG